Molecule: messenger RNA, 2370 nt
Organism: Acinonyx jubatus (cheetah)
Lineage: Eukaryota; Metazoa; Chordata; Mammalia; Carnivora; Felidae
Gene: PPP1R14C
Product: protein phosphatase 1 regulatory inhibitor subunit 14C
Exons: 4
Coding region: 330-860 (176 amino acids)
Biological process (GO): regulation of phosphorylation
Cellular component (GO): cytoplasm
Molecular function (GO): protein serine/threonine phosphatase inhibitor activity
Source: RefSeq, a predicted model, not a curated record
CCGCGCGCAACUCCCACGCCCCAGCCCCUCGGCCCGCCGGGCGCCAGAUCCGCCUCCCGGGGCUGGAGCGAGAGGGUCCUCCGCGGCGUCUUUAAGGCUGCGGUCCCCGCCCCUCCCUCUUCCCCGCCCUCCCCCGCCCGUCCUCCUCCCGGAGGCCGCAGCUCCUCCCGACCUCCCCGCGAGCCGGGCUGCCGGGCGUGCGCGGCGCGCGGAGCAGGUGCCGGCGAGCGCCUCGCAUGCCGCUGCCCGGCCGGAGGUGGUAGCGGCGCCGGGCGCGCUCCGCCCGCCCCUCCUGCGGGCCGCACUCGGGCUCCGGCGCGCGCGGGGAAAUGUCGGUGGCGACGGGCAGCAGCGAGGCGGCCGGUGGGGCCGGCGGCGGCGGCGGCGGCGGCGGCGGCGCGCGGGUUUUCUUCCAGAGUCCCCGGGGCGGCGCCGGCGGCAGCCCCGGCUCGAGCGGUGGCUCGGGCUCCUCCCGGGAGGACUCGGCGCCCGUGGCCACGGCGGCCGCUGCGGGGCAGGUUCAGCAGCAGCAGCAGCAGCAGCAGCAGCAGCAACGUCGCCACCAGCAGGGAAAAGUGACAGUGAAAUACGAUCGCAAGGAGCUUCGGAAACGGCUGGUGUUGGAGGAGUGGAUCGUGGAGCAGCUGGGUCAGCUGUACGGCUGCGAGGAAGAAGAAAUGCCAGAAGUAGAAAUUGACAUUGAUGACCUUCUUGAUGCAGACAGUGAAGAAGAGAGAGCUUUAAAGUUACGGGAAGCUCUUGUAGACUGCUACAAACCAACAGAGGAAUUUAUCCAGGAGCUGCUCUGUCGGAUAAGAGGCAUGAGAAAACUGAGUCCUCCGCAGAAGAAGACUGUAUAAUUCUAGCACAGGGUGGACCGUCCCAGAGACGAAGAAGGGGUCCUGGGAUUUGGGCUUCAUGAAGACAUUUAUUAAAGACUAGUUGCCCUGAUGAGAACCUUUUUUUGGGGGGAGGGGGUGUCUAUUAGACAUUUAUUCAAGAGUGUUCCUUUUUUGUUUUAAAAGGUUUUGCUAGUGUAAUAUUUUAAUAGCAAGGAUAUCACGACUCUGGUUUCAGCCCAACCAGGGAUAUCAAACCAGGCAGACAUGGAAGAAUGGGCUGGGCCAGGCACCGUUUUCUUUGAGAAAUCAGAGGUUUAGGACGUAACUAUACAGGGAUGAUGGUUUUCUUACAGCUAGUUUGGUAAUACUUUUUCCUAGGUUGUACAACUGUCUCAGAUGUUGAAUUUCUUGUAUAUAUCUCCACACGACUAAGUUAAAAUGUAGAUGUGAGUUUUAUUUCACACCGACGGAAUAAACUUGUGGUUUUCCUUUCACUGGAGGUCACAGUACCUGUGUGUUCAAGAGGUCACGAGACAGUCUUCGCGUGACCUGCUGCUGACCUUCAACAUUCACUUUAUGCACCAAAGUGAACGAAGUCAGUGUAUCCGUUAUUUUCAUGAGCUACGCCACAAAAAGUCGAGUUGGUCAAGGGCUUAAUUCAUGGACUUUAUAUUAUUUCAUUAUUUGGGAUGCUUUGCCAGGUCACGUCCUUAUUGCCUCGUUUGUGGUCUUUUAAAGUUUUAUGAACCCUUAAUUUGAAGAACUAUUCAGAUGUCUAGAGAAAUGCCCAUGCUGAGUGGUGUUUUGCAGUGGGAAAAGGAAGCACCGUGUAGCAAUCAAUUCUCUGCUUUCAACCAAAUACUGUGUAUUAUUCUCUCCCCACGAAAGCAGGUCGUAAGGAAACUUAGCAAAUUGGGUAUCAUCCUCCCUAGAAGUAGAUCUGGUCCCUUCCGUCCCUGGACAGCAUUAGACCAGAGCAGGUGAACCGAGUGUUGAAUACCAUAGAGGUGAGAAAGCUUCACCUUCUCUCAAGAGAGUUGAUCCAGGGGCAUUUGCUUGUGUGGAAGGGGGGCGGAGAUUGUGUUUUUGGUUGUCUCGUUGGCAUGUGGUGAGGAUUCCGGCUCCGGGCCCUAGUCAUGCACCCCGGGCUCCUUGCUUGGAGCUAGGUGUGGGGCACCAGCCCUGCCCCUCUCUGUUAUAUAUCAGCUCCCUGGAGAAGGGUCAACAUUCAAAUGGAUGUGGGCUGGGUAAAAGGUCAGAGUAGAAACUCUUCCUUCCCCCCAGGAGGCCUCCACCGCCUCCCCACAGAAACCCCACUUACUGUAAGACGUCUCUAGGUGGCCCUGUCCGAGGACAAGGGUUAAACAUUUUCUAUCAAGGGUGCUCUGAACAUAUUUUAUUUUUUAAAAGAACUAUGUUUGUGAAUUUUAUGUAUACUGGCAAGCUUUCGAAAAUGUAUUUAAUUUUGUAAUGUUUACCAAUGAUUUAUUUACAAGCUAUUUACUCAAAUAAAUGGAGCUGCUUACAA